GGGCGGGGCUGGCGCCCUGGGCUACGACUGGAGUGACUGCAAGGAAGGUUCCAGACUCGGCGCGGAGCGCGGGCGGCGUUUUCAUUGCUCGGUGCUGCGGCGGCUCGACCCGCGAACAUGGCGGCGAGCGAGGAGCUACAGAAGGAUCUAGAGGAGGUGAAGACACUGCUUGAAAAGGCCACUAGGAAAAGAGUACGUGAUGCCCUUACAGCAGAGAAAUCCAAGAUUGAAACAGAAAUUAAGAAUAAGAUGCAACAGAAACCACAGAAGAAAGAUCAUCUUGACAGUGACAAGCCAGCUGCCGUGGUGGCUCCCAUGACAACAGGAUACACUGUGAAGAUCAGCAACUAUGGAUGGGAUCAGUCAGAUAAGUUUGUGAAAAUCUACAUUACCUUAACUGGGGUUCAUCAAGUACCCCAUGAGAAUGUGCAGGUGCAUUUUACAGAGAGGUCAUUUGAUCUUUUGGUGAAAAGUCUUAAUGGGAAGAAUUAUUCCAUGAUUGUGAACAAUCUCCUGAAGCCCAUCUCUGUGGAAGGUAGUUCAAAAAAAGUCAAGACUGACACAGUUCUUAUCUUAUGUAAAAAGAAGGUAGAAAACACUCGGUGGGACUACCUGACUCAGGUGGAAAAAGAAUGCAAAGAGAAAGAAAAGCCCUCCUAUGACACAGAGACAGAUCCUAGCGAAGGGCUGAUGAAUGUGCUGAAGAAAAUCUAUGAAGAUGGAGAUGAUGAUAUGAAGCGGACCAUUAAUAAAGCCUGGGUGGAAUCAAGAGAGAAGCAAGCCAAAGGAGACACAGAAUUUUAAGAUUUUAAAGUCGUUUUGGGGGACUGAAAUACUGGUAUUUCCAGUAAGGAAAUGUUGGCGAGCUAUACUAACAACUCUUCCGAGAGUCCUGAGGAAAGGUAACUUAGAACUGGAGGAGUGACUCGUUUAUGCAAAAUAGGCCCGUUAAGCACUGCAAAGUGGUUUCCUUCAAGGAUAAUAUUGCAUUCUCAUGUGAAAGUGCCACAUUGUUUUUGUUCAGCUAAGAGGUAGGAAAUACAUUUUUUGCUUACCUUUAAGUUCCUGAUAUUGACUCCCACCAAUGUAAGAAAAAGUAAAAAAAUAAAAAUCCAAACUUUUGCAUAAAUUGUAAUUUAGCAUCUGCUUGAAGCCUGCUGUAAUAGAAGUAUAUCUCUUCUGCCAGCAGCUAAAGUGAUGUGCACAGUAGUUGCUCUAAUCCAGUCAGAACUGUUUCCCCAACUAAUGUUUCUGAAUAUCACAAUAAUAGACAAACAUCUUUGUGCAGUACAAACUUUUGAUAAUAAGUGGAUGGAUGACUUUCAAGAACUACCAUAAAGCAAAAAAUAAAUGUGGAAAAUACA
Molecule: messenger RNA, 1364 nt
Organism: Erinaceus europaeus (western European hedgehog)
Lineage: Eukaryota; Metazoa; Chordata; Mammalia; Eulipotyphla; Erinaceidae
Gene: CACYBP
Product: calcyclin binding protein
Exons: 6
Coding region: 118-804 (228 amino acids)
Biological process (GO): heart development
Cellular component (GO): nucleus
Molecular function (GO): S100 protein binding; ubiquitin protein ligase binding; tubulin binding
Source: RefSeq, a predicted model, not a curated record